CGCCCCUCCAGGAACACAAGGGCCGGGGUUGUCAGCCAGCCUCUGCUUCCUAGGCAACACAGUACGCAAACGCUGGCAGUAGCGGCACUGGCGCGAUGUGCUUCAACAAACCAGAGACGCUGGUUAACUACUCCUUUGGAACAUGUCAGCAAAGGAAGCUCUUUCCUCACUUCCACCCCCCCAACUUGUUGGGGAACAAGUUUCUCCCUCUUAGGGGAGUGCCCCACAGAGGGCCUGGAUGUUACAUAGCAGAAGACAAGUAUGGCUUGGCAUACAACCUCUCUAAGAUCCUGACUAGUAAAAAAGGAUAUGCUUUUGGAGCCAGAACAGCCGUGAGAUUUAAGCCAAUCAGCAAGGAUAUGACACCUUACCCAGGCAUGUACCAGACAGUCAAUCCUCAGGAGCAAACACACAAACAAAAUUUUGCUCCAUUUAAUGCCUUGUUGCCUCGAUUUAGGACAUAUUCAAAGGACACCUGUUAUCCUGGCCCUGGCACAUACAACCCAGAGAUAAAGGCACCCCAGAAAGUCACCUGGCCAAUGAAAUUUGGAUCUCCAGACUGGGCUCAGGUUCCAUGUCUACAGAAAAGAACCCUGAAAGCUGAGCUGUCCACAGACAGAGACUUUAGAAAGCAUCGGAACCGUGUGGCCUACCUAAGCCUGUAUUACGACUGAGAAGCUGUGACUGCCUCCACGUGCUCUUCCUGCCCACAGACUCUCCAGGACUGAGGACAGAGCCACUCUUGUCCUGCUGCAUUGCUCCGGCCCUGCUGUCUGCAGCAUGGGGCACAGGGAGGGGCAAGGGGCUUAUAACUGCUAUUUGGCAGCAUAAAGAUUAUUUCAGAGGGCUCUCUCUCCCUGUGCUGGUUAGUUGUGUAUCCAUGUAGGUGGUCACGGGGGUUCCUACUGAGUGUUCAGUGGGGUGGCUUCACUUUACUGAAAUACUUAUGGGUCCCUGCACUCUAGCCCUAAUUCCCAGGCAGCAGUUUUAUGUUUUCUACCUAGUGGUAGAUAUCAGUAGCCUUGAUAAUAGCAGACUUACCAUGAUAUGUAUGUUGAUCUAUACAUAUCGAGGCUUUGGAUGGCUUGCUUGGCCUUGUAUUUGGGCUUGCUAGAUGCAGAGGAUACUUAAGGCAGAGAAAAUGUUUUAGGAACUCUUCCAGUUCCUAGACAAGAUGGCAGAGUAGGAGGACCUGGAGUUCACCUCUUCUCAGCAUCACACCAAAAUCACAACUAACUUCUGAAUAAUCAUUGGUAAAAAAGACGAACCUACCAAAAAACAUAUUCUGCAUCCACAGACAUAAAGAAGUAACAACAAUGAGACAGUAGGAGGGGCACAUUCAUGAUAUAAUCAAAUCCCACACCCCCUGGGUGGGCGACCCACCAACUGAAGAAUAAUUAUAUCACAGACGUUCUCCUAUAGGAGUGAGAGUUCUGCCCCCAUGUCAGGCUCUCCAGCCUGUAGGUCCGGCAUUCGGAAGAGGAGGCCCCAGAGCAUUUGUCUUUGAAGGCCAGGGGACUUAAUUGCAGGAGCUCCACAGGACUGGGGAAAACAGACUCCACUUCCAAGUGUCUGAGUUCCCCAGCAUGGAGUGGGAAUGUCCCAAUUUGAUUGUCUUUUCCAGAUCUGUGUAAAACCCACAGAAUCAAAAAUUCCCCCUUUCCCAUCAUGUCAUCUAUUUAGUCUGUCAGUCAUCAUCAUAUUCCUACCAUGUGUCAGGCAGAGUGGCAAGCACUGGGGGUACAGCAGGAAUCAAAAUGAACUCAUCUACUGGCUUCUUGGGCCUGGACUGAAGUACGAGAAGGGUGCUACAGGGAGGCUGGUGGAUUGCAUCUGCCCCGGACUCCCAGUUUUAAUGUUGCCCUGAAGCCUUACAAGUUAUUCUAGGUGUGUCAAAGUCAGACCUCAUAGCACCCAAGUUCAAAGUACUUAUCUAGACACUGCCUGGUGUCUACCCGGCUUUGUGCAUAUUUAAAACUUUGAAACCACAGAUCUUAGUGAAAUGGGCUCCUGAUAAACUUGGGAUUCAAAGCUAGAAUUCUAAUUUUUUUACACGGUUCCUAUCUUGUAUCCAUAGCUCUCAAUGUUGUCAUAAACUCAGUGUUUCUAUAAGCCUGUGGGACUUUUUGGUCUUCAAUCCAGGCAUUUGUGGCUUUAUUUGGGAAUGUGCAGAUCUGUGGGGUAAUGAAGAAGACAACACUGAGCACAUCAUAGAUUAUGUCAUGUAUUGGAGGAGGAAGGAGUUAAAGGGAGAAAAAUAGUAAGAAAUGGGAGGGGUAUGGAAAAGGGGACGUUGUGAAAUAUCUACAUUAAUUUCACAUAUUUCUCUCCAAUGUGAUUUUAUUUCAUAAAAUGAACACAAGUUUCUAUGAAACCAGGCUACAAACAUGUGAAAUUCUAAUUCUGUACCCAGAGGUUGAGAAAUAGUAAGCAUGACCAUAUGCACUGAGAUCAUUCUUCCAAAAAUGCUCAGGUCUUUGGCAAACACUGCCCAGAAGCCAGCCUCACAUGAGUAAGGACCAGAUGACCCUGCUCCAGAGACUGGGGCACAGACUGAGGUAUCAGAAGUGCUGAGCUGGAAUGUCCUCCCAGAAGUAGGGAACCCCAUGAUAAGCUUCUCCAAAGGGAACCCAUUGUCUCUCCAGUACUUCGUGGCAUAUUCCUGAAGAAGGCCACACAGACAUUAUUCCUCACUAGCGUUUAUUCCAUAGGAUUAACAAAGUCUAGCUAGUUGUCCCUCAAAGAGAAAUCCUGUUUUCUAUCAAAGCUACCAAUCCCUUCCCCAUCUUCCCUUUGCAUAUGAUUUGAGGGUUUUCUUUCUUACACAGUUGAAAUAACCCAUGUCACCUCGAUCCUUGGUUCCUACAUGCAGGGAACACUUGUGUCCUGUACGUGUGUCCCAGGCACCAUGGAAGUCAUAGGUCAUCAUGCUGAUGGGAUCAAGGAGCCUGGAACGAGAGAUUUUGAGCCAUCAGAUCUUGGGAGCAUUUUCUUAUGGACAAUUUAAGAGCAAGAAAUUGUAGCAGUGGAAAUUCAUGAUGUCAAAUAAAUACCCAAAUGGCCCCACUAAUGUGGCUUCCUGGGUGCCUUCGGGAAGCAGGUUAUCUUCUGUGACUCCCAUAGGGCUACGUAGAAAUCUUCCUUUACUUUCUUGAAAGAAACAAGGCAAACCCAGAGCAGAAGAUAAGGAAAUCUUGUUAGA
This is a messenger RNA of Hippopotamus amphibius kiboko, 3202 nucleotides long. RefSeq names its product protein pitchfork-like. Gene Ontology annotation, molecular function: cytoskeletal protein binding. The coding region runs from base 96 to 674 and encodes 192 amino acids. Gene Ontology annotation, biological process: regulation of cell projection organization. The transcript is spliced from 6 exons. Gene Ontology annotation, cellular component: ciliary basal body. The record is from RefSeq and is a predicted model, not a curated record. Lineage: Eukaryota; Metazoa; Chordata; Mammalia; Artiodactyla; Hippopotamidae.